This is a messenger RNA of Alosa alosa (allis shad), 1853 nucleotides long. RefSeq lists its product as uncharacterized. Lineage: Eukaryota; Metazoa; Chordata; Actinopteri; Clupeiformes; Clupeidae. The coding region runs from base 718 to 1545 and encodes 275 amino acids. The transcript has 4 exons. The record is from RefSeq and is a predicted model, not a curated record. Gene Ontology annotation, molecular function: zinc ion binding.
AGACUCUACUUCCGUUCUACUUCCGCUCUCUUGAGUGUGCGAUCCACUCCUUCCGGCAAGAUGGCGCUGUUUUACGCUCGGUGUCUUCAGGAGCGGCCAAAGCUUACUAUAUCGGACGUCCACAGGCUCGUCCGUAAUGGAUGCUCUGCCCCCCGGAGUAAACGGGAAAAGGGGUACAAGAUGUAUCUGUCAAGUUUCAUUGACAACUAUGAAGGUGAGUGUAAAAUUGACAGCAAAACACAUUCACAUUGUGCUAUCGCUAACUAACUAGCUAGCAGUAGCCAGACCCGUAGCUUCUAUAGCUAAAUAUAGAUCUCUCUCUCUCUCUCUCUGAUAUGAUCGCGGCUCUGGCAGUAGCUAUGUGUGUUGUUAACAUUUAGGUCAGUUGUCCUGUAGAGAUUUUAGAUUUGUAGUAUCAUCAGUUGUUUUUAACGUUUUUUAGUUGAGGUGCAUAUUAUGACCUAAACAAAAACGCAGCACCCUGUAAUGCACUAACGUUUCAGAACUAGAGGAAACGAUUCAAUCAGACGCAGAGAGAACAUAACCUAUCGCUAUCGGACACUAAAUUUAGACAGCUGUCAAGUUAGGAUUAAUAUGAGAUUUUCAGAGCCCCGAUCAAGAUUUUUAGUGCCCGCGAUCAAAAUUAAUUCAAAACCAUCCUUGUCCGUGUUUGAUCGACUUACGAGUGGAAAAGAAGUGUGUUUUGUCUAACAUUACAUGAAUAAUGUUGAAUUCCCAGUAUCAAACAAAGACCCUGCAGGGAGGGUGACCGUCAGGGCUGUAUGUUAUAGGUCCAUGAGGAAACACGAGAAGCCUCACGACCUCAGAAUUACUUUUGAGGGCAGCUCACCCAUUAAAAUUGCUGUGGCGGAGUGUUCCUGUGUGGCUGGAAACGCUCUCUGCAACCACAAUGUUGCACUACUAUACCAGACCACAGCGUACUCUACACUUCAGCUGAAAGCAGUACCACCUGUCCUGAGCUGCACAGAAACUGAGCAGCGAUGGCAUAAACCACGAACACUGGGUGUGAAACCAGGCAGAGUGGGUAACAUGGUCUUCAUCUCAACAAAACCCAAGGCAAGACCGUACACAGCUGCUGAUGGUGUAAGGAGCAAGCGCUACAAAGCAGUGCGGGGGGACUUGCCAGAUCCAGAUGUCCUGAAGGUCGAUGAGGCAUACCAGGACUUCACGGCAGACCUUGCUCCGCUAAUUACCACACUAUCCAUAAGUAGUGAUGUCCCCCUCGUCGACUCAGCCUUUGGGACCGUUCAAGAAGGCAGCCCUAUUUCAUACCAGCACCCAGUGCCAGUGAGUAGGGUAAUCAUCCAACACCCAGACGCACCCCCUCCACCACCCCUGCCGUUAGAUGGUCACAGGCUGGACCCAACCACAUGUUCCUUUGUGUGCACUCACCAACAACACCUAAAUGUAAUGUCGCUUAACAUCACUUUCGACAUGGCAAGAUCCAUCGAGAUGGCCACGAGAGAACAGAGUGGCAGCGCAGAGUGGGGGGAUUAUUUCUUUUUCUAUCUUUACUUGAUCUGAUCUUUUAAAAAUCAAUGAUUCUUUCAAUCAGUUGAUAAAUGUUCUUAUUCUGGUUUUAUUGUUCAUCUUUACAAAUCUAUACAAAGUCUGAACUAAUAGUAGGUUUCAUUGUUCAUCUUUACAAAUCUAUACAAAGCCUGAAGUGAUAAUUGUCACUAAUGAAGGCCUGCAAUUGACCUGAGACCAUACCUUUUGUACUGACUGAAAUGAGAGCCCAAGUGUAAAAAUCUAUGUGGAUUGUUGAUACUGGAUUAUUGAAUAAGUGUUGUUCAAUAUUUACUUAUUAAAUUCUACAUGUUGUAAUGUCA